AUAAGGAUGCCGGCGGCUGCAUCCAUAAAUAUAAUCUUCCCGUUGUGCACUGAUAAAAGAUAGCAAAAGGUUGCUGCGAUCGUGAUCUAGUAGCGUGAAGAACCCGCGCGGGUGGUAGUUUAGCGAGAUGAAAUCGAAGCAGAAAACCACAUCGAAUCUGCACUGGUGGCCAUGGUACGGUGGAUGGGGAAUGCUGGUGCUGCUGGCAUUGUGUGGCACAGCGAGCUACCUUUCCUUCUUCCAUUUACCGCCCGCCCUAACCGACAGUGAUCUUGGCCGGUUGCCGUAUGCCUUUAACGGUGCCCGUGCAUGGAACACUCUGGUGGCGCUCGAUGCCCUUGGCCCCAAACCGGUAGGAUCCACGGCGAACGAGAUAGGUGCGGUGAAGCUGCUGGAACGAGAAUUUACUCUCAUCAACGCAACAAAGCAUGCCGUGCAGGAAGUGCUGUACGAGAAGCAGCUCACAUCCGGUGCGUACGGUAUCAACUUCUUCGGCAGCUCGAUGACCAGCGUGUAUCGGAAUGUGCAGAACCUUAUCGUAAGGCUGGCCGGUCAGGAAGGUGUCGCUGGGGCGCUGAUGCUAAACUGCCACUAUGAUUCAGUGGCCAGCAGUCCCGGCGCAAGCGAUGACUGUGGCAGUUGUGCGGUAAUGCUAGAAAUUCUGCGUGUCCUUUCCCGAGGAUCGGAACGUCCGCGUCAUCCGAUCGUGUUUCUCUUCAACGGAGCAGAGGAAACACCGUUGCAGGCUUCGCACGGCUUCAUUACACAGCACCGGUGGGCACAAGAAGUACGGGCAUUUCUGAACCUCGAAUCGGUCGGUUCCGGUGGGAAGGAGUUGCUGUUCCAGAGUGGUCCACAGCAUCCCUGGUUGGUUGAAGCGUAUGCUCGUGCCGUUCGGCAUCCGUUCGCUCAUGCCAUCGGCGAGGAAAUCUUCCAAUCGGGGUUCAUACCAUCGGAUACGGACUUUCGGAUUUUUCGCGACUUUGGACACAUUCCUGGACUGGACUUUGCACAUAUUUUCAAUGGAUAUCGGUAUCACACGCGCUAUGAUUCCGUAGAAUAUCUUUCGCCGGCCGUCCUGCAAAACACCGGUGACAACGUGCUCUCCCUCGUUCGCUUGCUGACCAGCGGAGAGUAUCUAGAACGAAUUGCAGAGGGGGAGCGGUCCGUUGGAAAGUCGGUUUUUUUCGACUUUCUAGGACUCUUCUUUGUAAAUUGCUCAGAAAAGCAGGCAGCUAUCAUGAACGUGCUAGUGGCAUUCCUCGGCCUACUGGUGGGCUUCUGGUCAACGCUUCGUAACGUUGGAAGCCAGCAUUGGCGUGCGGUUACCACGGAAAGCCUAAUACAUGGAUUCUGUGCGACACUGGUCGGUGCUGGAGCUGCCGUCGGUUUCAACCUUGGUAUAGCGUUUCUGGUGGAUCGGCUUUUUCAACGGUCCAUGGCAUGGUUUUCAACGUAUACCUUGACCGUCGGACUGUACUGCCUACCGGCGAUGGCCUUACUCUUCAUUGCCCAUCGGGAGUUUCAUCGAUUGUUUCAACGAAAAGAUACACCGUUGCCACUAUCGCUGGCGGUUAAAACGCGGCUUACAGGUGUUUAUCUGUUCUGGAGCGUAAUAAUGAUCGGAGCUACUAUCGCCGGUAUACGAUCGGCAUACGUGAUAAGCGUACUACUCGCUUGCAUGGCGCUGAUUCCCCUUAUUAGUGAACCGUACCCAUGGCAUUUUAAAUCAAAGAUCGUUUCCACAGUGUUGUCGGGCAUCUGGUUACUCCUGCACACCGUUGCACUUCUUUGGACGACGCAAUUUUUCCAUAUUUUCGCUAACAUUUUCAUACCUAUCGCUGGGCGUUCAGGUGCGAAUGAUAAUCCCGAUUUCCUGAUCGCUACGGUAACGGCUGCCUGUAGCCUACUGGUAUGCAGCUUCAUGCUACCGUGGAUUAAUUUGCUACGCAACCCGUACAGCAGUACAAUCGGGACGCUUAUGGCGCUGUUUUUGAUAUCGUUGCUGCUUGCGAUUGCGACACCUCUUGGUUUCGCUUAUCGUGAGGCUACCCAACAGCAAUCACCCAAGGUACAACGGAUUCUGGCUCAGCAUACCUUACGCCAGUGGCACGAUAGUAACGGCGCAGUUCGCACAGACGAUGCAGGAUAUCUGUUUCGACUAUGGGAUCGUCAUAAUGAGGCUACGAUUCGUGAGGUCAUCUCGUCGGAUGGUGGCAACGCCGGAUCAAUCUUCAAACCAUCCGAAAUGGGCGAUUGUACAUCGGAGGUGUUUUGUGGACUGCCCGCCUCAGCCGUGCGUUUCAGCUCACUCUGGUUUGCCCAACCCAAGUCGAAUCAUCCCGACGCGGUUGAGAUGGUUAAACUAUCCUUAGAAUCACGGAACAACACGACCACCAAGGAUGGAUCUGUCGUUAGAAGCAGAUUGGCGUUGAAUCUUACCGGCAGUUAUCAAUCAUCUAUUCUCGUUCGUCCUCGGCGAAACGUUACGCUAACUGCAUGGAAUCUCACCCCCGUAUUACCUCCGCAGCUAACCGUUGGGGAUAAUCACAAAGCGUAUUACGUGAUAAUCACUCAUGGAUUGCCCAGCCAACCGCUCCAGUUGGUCCUGGAUCUUGAGCAAAGUGCAACCGAUGUGGCAUCCGCCGCACAAAUCCCGUUGGUAGACAUUAGCGUUACAACAAAUUUCUGGGAAUAUCAUGAACAUUUCAUGCCUGCCUUUUCCAAAUUCAUUCAAUCCUUUCCACCAUGGGCUCACGUAGUACCAUCAGUAUCGAUCGUUAACCUGUAUAGCUUUUAAAAGUUUGAAGUAAAUCUGUUCAUCUGAAUCUAGUGUCUCUUGUUCAAAAUAAAAGCAACUAUAAAUUUCGGUUCAUCAACUGUGUUUCUAUU
Molecule: messenger RNA, 2892 nt
Organism: Anopheles darlingi
Lineage: Eukaryota; Metazoa; Arthropoda; Insecta; Diptera; Culicidae
Product: endoplasmic reticulum metallopeptidase 1-like
Exons: 2
Coding region: 128-2800 (890 amino acids)
Biological process (GO): proteolysis
Molecular function (GO): metalloexopeptidase activity
Source: RefSeq, a predicted model, not a curated record